This is a messenger RNA of Saitoella complicata NRRL Y-17804, 1076 nucleotides long. Its product is annotated as MFS general substrate transporter. NCBI's taxonomy places the organism in Eukaryota, Fungi, Ascomycota, Saitoellomycetes, Saitoellales, Saitoellaceae. The record is from RefSeq and is a predicted model, not a curated record. Gene Ontology annotation, biological process: transmembrane transport; carbohydrate transport. The transcript has a single exon. Gene Ontology annotation, cellular component: membrane. Bases 27 to 1052 code for a protein of 341 amino acids. Gene Ontology annotation, molecular function: carbohydrate:proton symporter activity.
UCUUUCAGGUGGUGUUCGCGGUUGCGAUGAUUGGGCUUUGUUGUAUGCUUCCGGAGUCGCCGAGGUGGUUGGCGGCACGAGGGAGGAAUGACGAGGCGCUCGCAAUUCUGGGAGCCUUGCGUGAUGGAUCGGAGGAUGAUGUGCACGUUAGGGCCGAGUACGAUGAAAUUCUGGCGUCUUUGGCGCUGGAGCAAGAAGAGUCUGGUUCAUGGAAGGACGUGUUCUCAGACAACGGCAUCAAGGGAUACCAACGUACCAUCAUCGCCUGCGCAGUCCAAGCCAUGCAAGAAUUCACCGGAACAAACAUCAUCACAUACUACGCACCCUACGUCAUGGUCCACUCCGUCGGCCUCGAUAACCACCAAGCCCUCCUCCUCUCAGGUGGUCUCCAGCUCUUCUUCCUGGCAAUGUCUUUCAUCCCAUGGGCCAUCAUCGACAAAGCUGGACGCAGGAAGCUAUUCAUGUUUGGGUCGACGGGGAUGGGUGCAUGCAUGCUUGCUUCUGGUCUCUGUAUCUACCGCGGAGGCAGAAACAAUGGUAUCGGCGCCGUUGUGGCACUCUACCUCUUCCAGGGCUUCUUCACCGUGGGAUGGAUGUCAAACAUGUGGUGUUACCCCUCUGAGAUCCUUCCCCUCCGCCUUCGUCAACGUGGUGGUGCACUUUCCGUCGUCUGGCAAUGGCUCAUCACAUUCCUCGUUGUCGAGAUCACCCCACCCGCGAUCUCUAAUAUCGGAUGGUGGACCUACAUCAUCUUCUCCCUCCUCAACUUUGGGAGUAUCGGGAUCGUGUGGUAUUGGUUCCCGGAGACGGCGGGGAGGAGUUUGGAGAGCGUUGAUUUGUUGUUUGUUGGGGCGAAGAAUAUAAGGGAAGUUGUGUUGAGGAGUACUGGGAAGGCCGAGACGCCGGUAUUUGAUAUGAAAGGAGCGGGAGUGGAGUUGAGGCAUAGGGUGCUUGGGAAGGGGGACGAGGAGGACGAGAUGUAUAUUGGGAAGCAGGAUGUAGUGCACGUGGAAAGGGUGGUGGGAACAGGGCCUGGAGGUGUUGCUGUCUGAACGGGAAGUUAUGUCGUAUAGCAU